This is a messenger RNA of Molossus molossus (Pallas's mastiff bat), 2863 nucleotides long. RefSeq names its product La ribonucleoprotein 4 (gene LARP4). Lineage: Eukaryota; Metazoa; Chordata; Mammalia; Chiroptera; Molossidae. Gene Ontology annotation, cellular component: cytosol; cytoplasmic stress granule. The record is from RefSeq and is a predicted model, not a curated record. Gene Ontology annotation, molecular function: mRNA 3'-UTR binding. The transcript has 16 exons. Bases 117 to 2291 code for a protein of 724 amino acids. Gene Ontology annotation, biological process: positive regulation of translation.
GGUCCACUGCCGGGUGGUGGGGCCAGGCGAGUGUCCUUAUCCUAGCGUCUGGGGCUCCGGCCUGUAAGCCAGUUGGAGUAGCGUCAGCGAGAACAGUUGGGCCAAACGGGGGAGACAUGUUGCUCUUCGUGGAGCAGGUAACAUCUAAAGGAACUGGUUUAAACCCUAAUGCCAAAGUGUGGCAAGAAAUUCCUCCUGGAAAUACUGAUGCCACGCCAGUAACUCAUGGAACUGAAAGCUCUUGGCAUGAAACAGCAGCCACAUCAGGGUCUCAUCCUGAGGGUAAUACAGAGCUGUCAGAUGAUAUGUGUAAGGAAUAUGAAGUAAUGUAUUCAUCUUGUGAAACCACAAGAAAUUCUGUAGGCAUUGAAGAAUCAACUGAUGGAAUUAUUUUAGGGCCAGAAGAUCUGAGUUACCAAAUAUAUGACGUUUCCGGAGAAAGCAAUUCAGCAAUUCCUACAGAAGACCUAAAAGAAUGUCUGAAAAAACAAUUAGAAUUCUGUUUCUCACGAGAAAAUUUGUCAAAGGAUCUUUACCUAAUAUCUCAAAUGGACAGUGAUCAGUUCAUCCCAAUUUGGACAGUUGCCAACAUGGAAGAAAUAAAAAAGCUAACCACAGACCCUGAUCUAAUUCUUGAAGUAUUGAGAUCUUCUCCUAUGGUACAAGUUGAUGAGAAGGGUGAGAAAGUGAGACCAAGUCAUAAACGUUGUAUUGUGAUUCUUAGAGAGAUUCCUGAAACAACACCAAUAGAGGAAGUGAAAGCUUUGUUCAAAAAUGAAAACUGCCCCAAGGUGAUAAGCUGUGAGUUUGCACACAAUAGCAACUGGUAUAUCACUUUCCAGUCAGACACAGAUGCACAACAGGCUUUUAAAUACUUGAGAGAAGAAGUUAAAACAUUUCAGGGCAAGCCAAUCAUGGCAAGGAUAAAAGCCAUCAAUACAUUUUUUGCUAAGAAUGGUUAUCGAUUAAUGGAUUCUAGUAUGUAUAGUCAGCCCAUUCAAACUCAAGCACAGUAUGCCUCACCAGUCUUUAUGCAGCCUGUAUAUAGUCCUCACCAACAGUACUCCGUCUAUAGUAUUGUGCCUCAGUCUUGGUCUCCAAAUCCUGCACCUUAUUUUGAAACGCCACUGGCUCCCUUUCCCAAUAGUAGUUUUGUAAAUGGCUUUAAUACACCAGGAGCUUAUAAAACCAAUGCUACUGCUGUGAAUAUGGGCCGACAGUUCCAAAAAAAUCGUGUGAAGCCUCAUUUUAGGUCAUCAAGUGGUUCAGAACACUCAGAGGGCUCUGUGUCAUUGGGGGAUGGACCAGUAAAUAGAUCUGGUUCAAGGAACUUUCCAACUGAACGGUAUAACCCUACAGUAAUGGGACAUCAGGAGCAAAACUACCUUCCAAAAGAGACUCCAACUUUGCAGAUUGAACAGAAUGGGGACUAUGGUAGGGGCAGGAGAACUGUUUUCAGAGGUAGAAGACGACGAGAGGAUGACAGAAUCCCAAGACCCCAUCCUUCAACACCUGAAGCUAAGGCUCCAACACCAAAGUUUGACUUAUUAGCCUCAAAUUUUCCUCCUUUACCUGGAACUUCAUCAAAAACGCCAGGUGAACUUGUUUUGGAGAGUAGGAUGUCAGAUGUUGUUAAAGGUGUCUACAAAGAAAAGGAUAAUGAAGAGCUGAGACAAGUUAGUUGCCCAGUGCCAGCAGAGGAUGAACAGACAGACUGCACCUCUGCCCAGCAACUCAGUACUAGUACCAGUCCUUCAUGUACAGCUGAGCCUCCUGCAUUAAGCACAACUCAGCAAGAAAAGGAUCUAAUAGAGGAUUCCACUGUUCAGAAGGAUGUUCUUAGCACAACAACUAUAUCAGUUUCUUCCCCAAGUCCUGCAAAGCCAUCAAGGACAAAUACUGCUUCCCCGUGUAAUGGUAACAUAAAUGCAGCUGUAACUGUGGCCCUACAGGAACCACGAAAGCUAAGUUAUGCCGAAGUGUGCCAGAAACCCCCUAAAGAGCCAUCUCCAGUUCCUGUGCAGCCACUACGAGAACUUCGGUCCAAUGUAGUGUCUCCCACCAAAAAUGAAGAGAAUGGAGCUCCUGAGAAGUGCAUUGAGAAGCCACAUGAGAAGCCAGAAGCAAGGGCUAGUAAGGAUUAUUCUGGCUUCCGAGGCAAUACCAUUCCCAGGGGAGCAACUGGGAAAAUCAGGGAACAGAGACGCCAGUUUGGCCACAGGGCUAUACCUCAGGGAGUGACUCGACGUAAUGGCAAAGAGCAAUAUGUGCCACCCAGAUCACCAAAGUAAAACAAAACUUCAAAAACUUCUCUCUUCCCAUUAAACUUGAGCCGUGGCUAUAUUGAACUGUUUUGGAGGGGAGAGGGUAACCAGAAAGGAAAACAGGAGGAAAGUAUAUUCUUAAAUCAUUAUGGAUUUUGGAGUUGUGAGUGGUAGAAUCCCAAAAUUCAUCUCUAAAGUGAUUUUAAAAUGCUGGAGGAUUUCAAUCAAUAUAAAUAUAUAUAUAUAUGUAUACAUAUAUAAAAAUAUAAUUUUUCUAUUUUUGUUUUUGAUUUUAAUUUGCAGAGAUCUUCCUGGAAUCAAUUUUGAGGGUUCAGAUUUAUUUGGGGGAAAAAAUACUACACAUCCUUCAGCAUAGGAGAUGAGGGAGUGAGAGAAAAUAUUUUUUUGAAGAAGCAUUUCUGUAAAAUUAGAAAUUACUUUUUUUAAUCUAUUUAAAGUUUGGCUUGGAGGAUGCCAUCUCAGCCUAUAUGGCCUUGUGUUGCAAAGCAGAUCAGUGGCUGGGUUGCCUGUUGUGUUGUGUGUGUGCAAGAAUGACUGGAGACAAAAGUGUUAGUAAAUGAUUUGAAAACUGAAUGUAA